Molecule: messenger RNA, 369 nt
Organism: Phaethon lepturus (White-tailed tropicbird)
Lineage: Eukaryota; Metazoa; Chordata; Aves; Phaethontiformes; Phaethontidae
Product: placenta-specific gene 8 protein-like
Biological process (GO): positive regulation of transcription by RNA polymerase II
Source: RefSeq, a predicted model, not a curated record
AUGCAGGUAAGAUACGAAGAGCAGCUGGCAAUGGCCGCCCCACCCGUCGUGGUGAUCCAGCCGCAGCACAGCAUGGGCACAUCUGCUGCCUCGAGGGGCACGUGGCAGACGGGGCUGAUGGACUGCUGCACCGACUGCGGCAUCUGCUGCUGCGGGAUGUUCUGCUUCCCCUGCCUCGCCUGCCAAGUGGCUGGGGGCAUGAACGGGUGUGGGACCAGCGUGGCCAUGAGGACCCUCUACCGCACCAGAUACAACAUCCCGGGGUCCAUUUGCUCUGACUUCUGUGUCACCCUGUGGUGCCCCGUGUGCUCCGUUUGCCAAAUUAAGAGAGACAUCAACCGGAGGAGGGAGAUAGGCAUAUUCUGGUAA